GACAAAGGACAGAGGGAUGCAGAUGGUCUUGAUGUCCUAACUCAGUCACCUGACACAACUACAGAGAAUUAUGACUCACCUCCCUUGAACUAUAAGAAUGUUUUAUUAUUGAUUGAACAACUUAGUGUUGAUUGUAAAGAUCAUAUUAGCCUUUUGAAAAUUCAGGAUGCAGUUCUUAGAUUUGAACGGUCAGUAAAACUUAAAAAAGGACAUUGUACGUUACUCGCUGGAAAAGUUAAGAGUUUACAACACAAGAUUACUGGACUACAGGAAGAAUUAUCAGAAACAAGGGAAAUAAAAUCCCAGUUAGAGCAUCAAAAAGCAGAAUGGGACAGAGAACUCUGUAGCCUCAGGUUUACACUGAAGCAAGAAGAAGAAAAGCGAGUGACUGCAGAAAUGCUAUUUGAAAAAAUUAGAGAACAGUUAAGAAGAAUACAAGAACAAUAUACUAAAGAAGUGGAACUAAAACAGCAUCUUGAAUUCACUCUUAGAACCCUGGACUUUGAACUGAGAACAGUAAGAAAUAAUUUGAAACAGGUUGAAGAAGAGCGAAAUGACACUCAGAGACAACUUUCUCAGGAGCAGAGUGCCAGAGCUUUGCAAGACAGAAUUCUGAAUAAUCCUCUUUGGAAGCAAAAGGAAAUAGAAGCAGCUGCUCCCAAAAGGAUUCAGAGUUCUGAGGUUCCUGAUAGCAAUGAAAAAGAAAAAUAUCUCCUGCAUGAAAAUCAAACUCUGCAGGAUCAAGUUGCCAUGCUUAAACUGGAACUAGAUACAGUAAAAAUUAAAGAUCAGGAGAAAGAAAAUCAAUAUACAGAAGAAAAUGAAGUUUUAAAAGAAAAGAACGAAGAGCUUCAAAAGGAAUUAAAACUGAAUGAAGAUACAAUAUCCCAGUACAGUGGACAAGUAAAUGUUCUGAAAACUGAGAAUGCAAUCCUGAACUCUAAAUUGGAGAAUGAAAAACAAAACCGAGACAGAUUAGAGACAGAAAUUGAAUCAUACCAUUCCCGUCUGACUUCUGCAGUUUGUGAUCAUGAGCGAAGUCAGACAUCAAAACUGGACCUUGAACAUAGCUUUCAGCGAGAACGAGAUGACUGGCUUCAUUUACAGGACAAACUAAAUUAUGACUUGUCUAGUCUAAGAGAGAAGAAUGGUGUCCUUUCUCAAGAGCUCUCCAAAGCUGAAAGUAAAGCCAAUAGUUUAGAAAAUGAGCUAUACCGUGUACGUGAUUCCCUCAGAGAAAAGACAGUAAUUUUAGAAAGCACACAGAGAGAAUUAAACCAGGCCCAGUAUAAAGCAAAGGAACUGGAAGAGACAAAUCAAAUGAAAAUGAAAAAACUGAACAAAUAUGUCAUCAAACAAGAAUCUAUCCAAGAAAGAUUAGCUCAAAUCCAGAGUGAAAAUAUAUUGCUUCGGCAACAGCUUGAAGAUGCCCAAAACAAAGGCAUCCUUAAAGAAAAGGUAUUGAGUGAUGCCCAGGUACAGUUUAUCGAUCUUUUCAAUAAACUUUGUGCUGAUACGGAAAAACAAGUUCUUAUGGUACAAGGCAGAAAUAAAGAGUUAAUCAUUGAAUGCAAACACUUAAGAGAGCAAAUGUGUAAAUAUGAAAAUGAGAAAGCAGAAAGAGAGGGUACAGUAAGAAAGCUUCAACAAGAACUUGCUGAUUCCAAAAAAUAUCAAUCCAUGACAGAAGUUUCACUAGAGGUUACAUCACAUUUUCAAAAUUAUUUAGACGAUAUGAAAAAACGACAGAACGAAACAGAUCAGACCAAAAGUAAACUUAAUACUGAAAGGGAAAAAUUAAAGAAACUCAUUGAGUUAAAGCAAUCUCUGGAAAAUCGUAUAGAACAAGAAAUGAAGAGAAAUGAUGAAUUACAGAAAGAACUCAUUGGAUUUAAAAAACUGUUGAAAACAACAAAAAAGAAAUUAAGAGAAUAUGAAAAAGAUGUUGUUCACGAGGGGGAACAUAAGCAAACACAUUCUGAAAUGGAUAGACAAAUUAAUAGGUUGAAAAAUAAGAUUGAAGACCUUACACAACAAUUGGAAGCAGCAUCUUCAAAAUGUAAACAGUUGGAAUCAAUUAAUCAGAUAUUUCGAGGAGAGUUAAUUUCUAUGAAAAUCUUGCAAAAGAAAUGUGCCAAGUUGGAAAAGAACAAAAGACAAUUGGAAGAAGAAGCAGUUAAUCUUAAGCAUCUUUUGGAAAUUACUAAACUAGAAAGCAGUGAAAUAGAACAAUAUAAACGUGAGAUUGAAGAACAAGCAAGGCAGGAGAUUAUUGACAAAUUAAAAGAAGUCAACCUAUUCUUACAGAUACAAGCAGCAUCCCAAGAGAACUUAGAACAAUUAAGAGAAAAUAAAAAUGCUUCCCUAAGAAGUCAAAUGGAGAAACGAAUUAGAGAUUUGGAAUCCGAACUCUCCAAAAUGAAAAAGUCACAUCAACAGUCUGCUGAAGCAGAGCUAGAGAGAUACAGACAGCUUUAUUCUGAAGAAUUAAAAAUAAAAAAAUCAUCGUCAGUCAAAUUAAAUAAAUCUAAUGAGAGACUAGCUGAGGUGAGUGCCCGACUCCUGAAUAAAAAACAAAAGAAUAAAAUUUUAAUCAACAGUUCUUUAAUCAACAGUCCAGUUCUGGAGCCACCGCAUGUCAGGAAUGUUAAUACCCAUAUGUUUCUCAGGAGAAGUCAUAUUCCAAGAGGAAAUUCAUCAUUUUCUACUGGAAAUAUCAUGUCUUCAGAAAGCAGAGUGGAGGGCUACUUCACAAAG
This is a messenger RNA of Vombatus ursinus (common wombat), 2757 nucleotides long. Its product is annotated as ankyrin repeat domain-containing protein 26-like. Lineage: Eukaryota; Metazoa; Chordata; Mammalia; Diprotodontia; Vombatidae. The record is from RefSeq and is a predicted model, not a curated record.